GAAAAGCAGAAGAAGUAGAAAGAAUUAAUAAAGAAAAUCUUAGAUUAAAAGCUGAGCUUGACAAAUUAAAUGAGAGAAUAAAAUCUAAUCAGUUUGGAGCAGCAGUAGAGAAUCUACAGGCCUGUGUUGAGCUAAAAAGGCUGAUGCUGAGCAAAGAUAGAGAUGGAUAUCAGAAACUCCUGGAAGAGCACAACCUAUUGAAAAAACAAAAUAAAAGCUUGAAGAAUGAAAUGGGUCACCUGCAAUGGCAUGGGCAUUCUAAAACUACUCAUCAGUGUUCUUUUUAUAGUCCAAUCACUGUUAGUGCACAAGAUAAAACUAUAAGUAGUGUAUCUGAGCAUGGGGAAGAUACUGAAGGUGUUCAAUUGGUUCUCAGGCUCCACCAGAAGGUAAACGAAAUGGAAAAAGAAAGAAUCGAGUUGCAGAAACAAGUGGAAGAGAGCAGUACAAUCAGCUGCAACUUGAAGUUGACAGAUGGCGAGAGGAAUGCAUUCAGUUACACAGUAUUCUAG
This is a messenger RNA of Schistocerca americana (American grasshopper), 512 nucleotides long. RefSeq lists its product as uncharacterized. The record is from RefSeq and is a predicted model, not a curated record. The transcript is spliced from 4 exons. Lineage: Eukaryota; Metazoa; Arthropoda; Insecta; Orthoptera; Acrididae. The coding region runs from base 144 to 512 and encodes 122 amino acids.